Molecule: messenger RNA, 1997 nt
Organism: Cuscuta epithymum
Lineage: Eukaryota; Viridiplantae; Streptophyta; Magnoliopsida; Solanales; Convolvulaceae
Source: the annotation of a GenBank genome assembly
AGAAGAUCAAAUUCGUAUCGGCCGCCACACCCAUUUUCACACAAGCGUGGAAGUAAACGACGACGUUGCCUUUACAUAAAGCAUAAACGCAGAUUUUCCUGACCAUAAUCUAAAUCUCCCCAAAUAAUUGAUGUAUUUCAUCUUUAGUUUUAUCCAGCUUCUAAUUACCAUUCGAACGCCUAAUCUGCUUUUCCCGAUUUCCUUGGCCCCUGUAUUUAGCUAUUAUAGAUUCAAAAUAUCGCUUUUCCUCUAACGCCUUAAUUUUUUUGUUUGUAGAUUUGCUCUAGGUUUUAUUUCUUUCUUUUGUUCUAUGUUUUCUUUAGUUUAGGCAUUUCUUUGUAUAAAAUUUUCAAGAAUUUUCUAAUCUGCAAAUGCACCGUUUGGAAUAAACUCGGAAUAAAAUUAGACGACGUACAUGGCGACGCAUUUUGAUCGCUGGGAGAAAGAUCCUUUCUUUUCUGCAGCCGAGGAGGUUCAGGAAUCUGCGGACAGGAAUGAAGGAUGGAAUCAGCUUAUAGAACAUGGAUUCAAGUGACCAAGGAUAAAUCUAAGGUUUGGAACUCUGAAGAUAUACGCCGAGAUCUAAAGACUGCUCUUGGCACAGCUAAAUGGCAGUUAGAGGAGUUUGAGAAGGCAGUUAAAUCGAGCUACGCUAAUUCCACAGCUGAUGAUUCAGAACAUAGACAUAGUGAGUUUGUUGUUGCAAUUGACAGUCAGAUAAAGAAAGUUGAGAGAUCUUUAAAUGAGUCAGCCAUCUCCCAAGGAAAGCCACCAUCACCAUGGGUGCGUUUGGAUGAGGGGGAAAGGGAUGAACUUGCACUGUUUCUGUCUGGGAAUGUUCCUCGGCAAAAAGAGAAGCCGGGAGAGAAAGGGCGUUUAGCAGAUGUUAAUGAAGAGAAGAUGGCGGGACAUAGAAGAACCGCAAGUGCAAGUGCUGAUAUAGGUUCCUGGAAGAUUGCAGUCACCGAUGAUGUCGCCAACACACAAGCGGGACCACCUCCUCGGAAGGUUCCUAGCUUUUCAGGAUUUCUGAAUACGAUGGAGUGUGCAGCCAAAUUCAAGUUUGGAAAGAAUGGUUACAGAAAGUUGAAGACCACAGAUUGCCACAAUGAUGUAGUUGAUGCUACUUUACCAAGGACUCAGGAGUUGCCCAGGGGCAUCAACGCAUGCUAUGAACGGUGUAAGAGUUGUCUAAACGGAUGUGAUAAAUGUUAUGACAAGCAACUGUAUAGUUGGUACGGAGCUGCACAUAGACAGAUUCAGAGGUCUCAGUAUUAUGUACAAUAUAGUCGCUCUGUUCGUGUGGGGUUCACCAUCAUUCUCCUCUGCUUGAUAGUUUUUUUGGCAUUGCAUAUGUGAGGAGUGGGAAGUCUAAUCUCAGGAAUUGGAAAAGGAAUCUGCUGGGAAUUAGAAUGUGUGCAAAGUAUGUGGCAGCAAUGCUCCAUACAAAGUUGCGGUUAGAGAAUCGCUUUAACUGCGUCUGAUUUAUAUAUUUUCACGGGUUUCGUUCCCCAUAGUUGUUGUUUGUACUAUAAUGAAUACACAUUAUGAAGGAAUCAGUGUUGUAGUCAGUGAAAUCUUGUAAAUAGAUCAAUAUUGCAUUUGCAUGUCCCUUGUCAUUUUCAUGAGCUGAUUUUGCCCAUUACACUCGAAUUUCAUUUAGAAGUCUAAACUAGAUGUCAUGUAUUUUUUAAAAGGGCAAGUCUCUGUAUACGUUUGUUUGGUAAUGAAAAGUUAUUAACUUAUCUAUUACCCAAUGAAUGCAUGCCAAUUGUAUAAAGAUGUUCCGAAUUACCAAACAAUUGUAUCUAGACUUGUUCUUUUUAGAAGUAGAUUUCAGUAGGUUCUGUGCGUUUUUAUAUGUAUUGCAUUUGAAUACUGCUAAGCAGACAUUUCAUAUGGAUAUUAUGAAAAGACAUUCUCUGUUCUUAUGUGGUACAGGGUGUUAAGAACUUGAAAAUGUGAUCAAGCAAUUAAUAUCUGUCACAUAAAAUGCC